Molecule: messenger RNA, 2784 nt
Organism: Mus pahari (shrew mouse)
Lineage: Eukaryota; Metazoa; Chordata; Mammalia; Rodentia; Muridae
Gene: Zfp2
Product: ZFP2 zinc finger protein
Exons: 5
Coding region: 438-1817 (459 amino acids)
Biological process (GO): regulation of transcription by RNA polymerase II
Molecular function (GO): DNA-binding transcription factor activity; RNA polymerase II cis-regulatory region sequence-specific DNA binding
Source: RefSeq, a predicted model, not a curated record
CCAGUGCGGCUGCCUGUGCCGCCAGCCUCUGGCUUCUUCAGUGACUGCGGAACUUUAUUUUUUGUUGCAGCAGGAGUCUCUCAUGGCUUCCUGGCAGUCCCUCAGCUCCACCCCUGGAGACUGCACAUUCUCUAAGAAGGCCCCCCAGGAAAGAGGAAGGCAAUGGAUGUUGGGCCUCUGCCAUGGGGAGCUCAGAGCAGCAUCAGCCGUCCAAACCAAAUGUAGUCUCUGGACUGGAACAAGAACUGACCCUGAGAAAAGGAGGAUUCCCAGGUUGCAUCUCUCUGGGCCUGGCGCGUUGUCUGUGAGCAGCCUGUGUUCCUGAGAGGAUCUCCUAGGCUGGUUUAUAAAACUUUGUAGGCUGGGAGACAAAACUUGAAACAAGAGAGUCAACUCCAAAGUCCACCAUUACUGAAAUUUUGCCCUAUGGGGUCAUAAUGGACAGGGAAGACCUCUGGCAUUCAGCUUUGGGGGCUGUCUGGGAUCCUACCUGUUGGUUAAAGGGGCAACAGGAGAACUAUCUGGGCCAAGCGACAGUGGCCCAAAAGGAAAUCUAUAAUGAGAAGAAUGUGUGUGGAGGUAAUACAACUGAAAACUGUUCCAUUGAGGGGUCAAUGCUUAAUACACAACAAAGCAUUCCUGUGACACCUUGUAAUUGGAAUUCAUAUGGAAAAGAUUGUAAACAAAAUUCUGAGUUAAUGAAAACUCCAAGAAUGUUUGUACAAAAGAAACUAUAUGGAUGUGAUGAGUGUGGGAAAACCUUCAGUCAGAGUUCAUCCCUGCUUAAGCACCAGAGGAUUCACACUGGGGAGAAACCUUAUACCUGCAAUGUAUGUGACAAGCAUUUCAUCGAACGCUCCUCCCUCACUGUGCAUCAGAGGACUCAUACAGGAGAAAAACCCUACAAAUGUAAUGAGUGUGGGAAAGCCUUUAGUCAGAGUAUGAACCUUACUGUUCAUCAAAGAACUCAUACUGGAGAGAAACCUUAUCAAUGCAAAGAGUGUGGGAAAGCAUUCCGUAAGAAUUCAUCCCUUAUUCAACAUGAAAGGAUUCAUACUGGAGAGAAGCCCUACAAAUGUAAUGAUUGUGGGAAAGCUUUUACACAAAGCAUGAAUCUUACAGUACACCAGAGAACUCAUACUGGAGAAAAACCCUAUGAAUGUAACCAAUGCGGUAAGGCCUUCAGCCAAAGCAUGCAUCUUAUUGUUCAUCAAAGAAGUCACACUGGAGAAAAACCCUAUGAAUGCAGUGAGUGUGGGAAAGCCUUUAGUAAAAGUUCAACUCUCACUCUACAUCAGAGAAAUCACACUGGAGAAAAACCCUACAAAUGUAACAAGUGUGGUAAGUCCUUUAGUCAAAGUACAUACCUUAUAGAACAUCAGAGACUUCACUCUGGAGUGAAACCUUUUGAAUGUAAUCAGUGUGGAAAAGCUUUCAGUAAGAAUUCUUCCCUUACUCAGCAUCGCAGAAUUCACACUGGUGAGAAACCUUAUGAGUGUAUGAUCUGUGGAAAGCAUUUCACUGGAAGAUCAUCCUUAACUGUACACCAAGUUAUACACACUGGAGAAAAGCCCUAUGAGUGCACUGAAUGUGGAAAGGCAUUCAGCCAAAGUGCUUAUCUUAUUGAACAUCAAAGGAUUCAUACUGGUGAAAAACCCUAUGAAUGUGAUCAGUGUGGGAAAGCUUUCAUUAAGAAUUCAUCCCUUAUAGUGCACCAGAGGAUACAUACAGGAGAGAAACCCUAUAAGUGUAAUGAAUGUGGAAAAUCCUUCAGUAGGAGUACAAAUCUUACAAGACAUCAGAGGACUCAUACAUGAGAAAAGUUCUCACCAACUCCUUCAUUUUGUUUAAUCUUUUGAUACUAAUCAGAUGUCACAUUGAUGUAGAUACUUAGUAAAUAUAACUAAUGUGGUAACUUUUUAGUUGAAGAACAAUAUAGCAUUGCAGAUAAUAAAACCAUAGAGCGUAACCAUGUGAAAGUGGAGAACACUUGAUUCAGAUUUGAGUAGCUAAGACAUAAAUGAUGAAGCUCUAUUGUGUCACACUGGGAAAUCUGAUUUGGGCAUCAGAAAGUUCACAUUGAAUGGAUAAUGUGAUAGUGAUUAACUGGACAGACAAAAAAAUCUGAUUCAACCCAGUUCUAACCUCCCAUGAGCCCUUUAUCUAGUAAUGAGAGAUUUGGGAUAUACAAGGUCUGUAGGAUCUGUAUUAUCCAAAAUGCCCAACACGAAGAUGCAGGGAAUUUUUUGGUAAUUGCUGUUGUAUUUGCUAUGGAGAUGCUUUUAUUUCAUAGUAUUUUGGGGGUGUUUUAGGUUAAAGUUUUCUACCUCUGACUCUUACUGUCCUUCAAAUCCCUGAAUUACUAACUCUCUUAAAAUGUAAGCUAGUUGCUACUGGGUGGCAGAUAAAUUGUGCAUAUUUUAAUGCCAUAGCAUGCUGUUUUGAAUUCUCAGCUAAUAGUCAUUAAACUGUUGUUAAAUAAAUUUAUUCUAUUUAGAUCACAAUGUGACUUAAAUAUAAUCUCUAAUUAUCUAGGAAUCAAAUACAUAUCUUUGUGUCUUACUGGACAGUCAUAGAAGUUUAAAUACAGAUGAAUUGAACACUAAUUGUGCUGGACAGUAUUAUGUCAACUUGAUUGUCAACUAGUCAUCUAAGAGGAGGGAAUCUCAAUUAAGAAAAUGCCUUUAUGAGAUUGGGCCAUAGGCAUACCUGCAGGGCAUUUUCCUAAUUAGUGAUUGAUAGAGGAGGAUCCAGCCAUUGUGGGUGGUGCCAUCCCUGGGCUGA